Molecule: messenger RNA, 3948 nt
Organism: Cynara cardunculus var. scolymus (artichoke)
Lineage: Eukaryota; Viridiplantae; Streptophyta; Magnoliopsida; Asterales; Asteraceae
Product: protein CROWDED NUCLEI 2
Exons: 9
Coding region: 73-3708 (1211 amino acids)
Biological process (GO): nucleus organization
Cellular component (GO): nucleus
Source: RefSeq, a predicted model, not a curated record
CUCUCAAUCAUCAAAAAGGCUUUAAAUCGUUAUUCUUUACAUGAUUCUUGUGGUGGUGUGUUGUUUGUACAAAUGUUUACAACGCAGCAGAGAGUAACACGUUCUCCAUUACCGAUAACACCAAGGACCGAUGGGCGAAAGACUGACAACACUACCAGACACGUAUCUGGGAAGGGCAAGGCAGUGGCGUUUAUCGAUGGUCCGUCCCCUCCGCCGCCGCCGCCACUGGGGUUGUUGAACGAGAAUCGAGCGAGUGCGGUGGUGGAGAGUGGGGAUUUGGACGAUUGGAGGCGGUUUAAGGAAGCGGGGUUGUUGGAUGAGGCUACUAUGGAGAGGAAAGACCGUGAGGCAUUGGUUGAGAAGACUGCUAGGCUUGAAAAAGAGCUAUUUGAUUACCAGUAUAAUAUGGGGCUUUUACUGAUUGAGAAUAAGGAGUUGACUGCAAACAACGAGGAACUUAGAGAAGCAUUGGCAGAGAUACAAGAAGUUGUUAAACGCGAGGAGGCUGCUCAUUUGAUGGCUGUGUCUGAAGUUGAAAGGCGAGCAGAUAACUUGAAAAAAGCUUUAGAUUUUGAGAAGCGUUGCCGGGCUGAUCUUGAGAAGGCGCUGCAUGAAUGUGAUGAAGAGAAUAAACAAAUUAAACUUAGAUCUCAGACUAAUUUGGCUGAUGCAAACACACUAGUAGCUGGUAUUGCGGAUAAAUCUAGAGAGGUGGAAGAAAAGAUGCAUGAAGCUGAUGCAAGGCUUGCUGAGGUAAACAGAAAGAGUUUGGAGUUAGACAGGAGAGUGCAAGAGCUAGAGACCCGUGAAAGUGUGUUCCGGAUUGAACGCCAAUCCUUUAUUGCAGGGCGAGAAGCAUGGGAAGAUACAUCUUCCAAACAUAAAGAGGAUCUGCAGGAAUGGGAAAGGAAAUUGCAAGAGGGUGAACAGAGGCUAUGUGAAGGUCGUAGAAUUAUUAAUGCGAGGGAGGAAAAGGUCAAUGGAAUUGAGAGAUCUCUUAAAGAGAAGGAGAAGGAACUUGAGGGGGUGCAUAAUAAGAUUGAGUUGAGCAUUUUGGCAUCGAAGAAGACAGAGGAUGAUGCAAAGAGAAGAUUACUGAGCUUAAUUGUGAAGGAGGAACAAGCUGAGUCAAUUAGAAAGAACCUUGAGAUUAAAGAAAAGGAACUGCUUGAUUUGACCGAGAAGCUGACUGCAAAAGAAAGAGUGGAGAUUCAGAAGCUUAUUGAUGCUCAUAAAGAUGCUCUGGAUUCUAAACAGCGGGAUUUUGACUUGGAAAUGGAAGAAAAGAGGAAAUCUAUCGAGGACGAUAUGAGAAGCAAGGUAGAAGCCAUUGAGCAGAAAGAAGCUGAGAUAAAUCAUAAGGAGGAAAAAGUGAAAAAGCAAGAGCAAGCUCUUGAAAAGAAGUCGGAGAGAUUAAAUGAGAAAGAGAGAGAGCUUGACAUGAUGCUGAGGGAACUGAGAGAGAAGGAAAAAUCUAAUAAAGCGGAGACCAAAAAAAUGGAGAUGGACAAGAAACAGGUACUUGCUGAUAAAGAGAGUCUGGAAAUUCUGAAAGUACAUACUGAAAAAGUUAGGGAUGAGAUCACUCAAAAGGAGGUACAAAUUCGUGAAGAGAUUGAAAAACUCAGAAUUACUGAAGAUGAAAGAACAGCAUUUGCUCGUUUGCAGUUAGAGCUGAAAGAAGAGUUAGAAAAAUGCAGACAUCAGAAAGAGUUGAUUAUGAAGGAGGUUGAUGAUUUGAGGAAGGAUAGAAUGAAGUUCGAGGGGGAGUGGGAGGCAUUGGAUGAAAAGAGAUCUGCAAUCACUAAAGAAUUAAGGGAGUUUGGCGAACAGAAAGAGGCUUUGGAAAAACUACGGCAAUCUGAAGAAGAGAAAUUGGAAAUGGAGAAACUUGCUACAAAAGAUUACAUUAGAAGGGAGUUGGAAGCUGUCAAAUUGGAGAGAGAGACGUUUGCUGCUACAAUGAAGCAUGAGCAAUCCCUUCUAACUGAGAGAGCUGAAAACGAGCACAGACAAUUACUUCAUGAUUUUGAACAAAGAAAAAGAGAUCUUGAGGUGGAUCUUCAGAAUAGGCGAAUGGAAAUGGAGAAAAAUAUGCAGGAGAGAGAGAAAGCAUUUGAGGAGGAGCGAGAAAAAGAACUUACUAAUAUUAGUUACUUAAAGGAGGUUGUAAGAAAGGACAUGGAAGAAGUGAAAUCUGAAAGACGUAGAAUAGAUGGAGAGAAAAAGGAGAUUGCUGAGAACAAUCAGCGGUUAGAAGAAAACCAACUUGAGAUGCACAAGGACAUCGAUGAGCUUGGUGUUCUUAGCAAGAAGAUAAAGGAUCAAAGGGAAGAAUUUAUCAAUGAGAGAAAUCGUUUUCUUGCAUUUGUUGAGAGGCUUAAGAAUUGUGGGGAUUGUGGGGAGAUCACCAGGAGUUACCAACUCUCUGAUCUGCAGCUGGUUGAGAUUGGUGAUGAUUCUCCUCUUCCAAAGACGCGAUAUGAUAUUAGUGGAAGGUCCGAGGGCAUUCUUGCUGCUUCCAAUGAAGCUACUGCUCCAAACAAUUUAAGAUCUCCUAGUAAUGGGGGUCUUGUUUCUUGGCUCAAGAAAAGUGUGACGGUGUUUAAGUUGUCCCCUCACCGAACGACGGAGCAUGAAAAUGAUGAAAUCUUAGAACAACCUCUACCUGCGGAAGUGAUCGUAGAUAGAGAAGUCGAACACUCAAGCAUGCCAGCUGAUACUGGGGGCGGUGACAGGGAUCAACAGGAACCCCUUGGGAUUGGAUACGAUUCACGCUAUGCUGAACUUCCUACACAUGAUGUGAAGAGGGAGGUAGAUCAUAGGCUGCCUUUAGCUUCUGAUGAUCAGAGCUACAGGGUAAGCCAGACACCUGAAGCUCCAGAAGCAUCUCAGCAAUCAGAGAUGAGAAGUGGCAGGUCGAAACCUGUGAGAAAACCCAAAGUUGGAGCUGGGAAAAACCGCACUGUCCGGGCGGUGGCUGAAGAGGUCUCGUUCGAGGUGAACACUUCAAAAGAGGUUAAUGAGGAUAGUCCCAGAACUUCUAGCUAUGCUGGAAAAAGAGGUGGUCCCACUGCCAGGAAACGGUCCCAUGCCCAAACCUCUUUAGUCAUUGGAAGUGAGAUGGAUGCUGCUGAUAGUGAAGUUCAGUCUGAAAGUGUAACAACAGGUGGACGCAGGAAGAGGCGGCAAACAGUUGCUCCCGCAGCACAAACUCCUGGAGAAAGACGAUAUAAUCUCAGACGACACAAGACUGGAGACGUUGCCCCUCAACCUCAAGCUUCUGGUGAUAAUAGAAAAAAGAAGGGAGUUUCUGCAACUAGUAGUAAAAAUGAAGUAACACAAAAGCGUGAAACGGCUUCUGCUCUGGGUACAGAAGUUGCUAGCGAGGAUGGCAGCACGGCUAUGGUGCAUGUCACAACUAGCAAAAGAGUUGACACUGAGAUAUUAGAUACAGCUUUUAAAACACCAGGGGAUAUCGUUGGUAGCAGUGGUGCUGUGAAAUUUGUUGAAAACACAGAAAUAAUUGAGGAGGUUAAUGUUACCCAUGAGGGCAGCAAUCUAGAUGAGAGCCAGAACUUAUAUAAUAAUGAAGAUGAUGGUCAGGAUGAUGACGACGACGACGACGAUGAUGAUAAUGAUGGAUCAGAUCAACAUCCUGGUGAAGCGUCCAUUGGCAAGAAAAUAUGGACUUUCUUGUCAACGUAAUCAGCGUAUCUUUUCUUUCCAAGUUUUGUGUAGUCCUUUUUCGUGCUAUUGUUUUCAACAAGCCAUGGCACUUUUCUAGGUUUUAAGAGUUACCCUCAUUUUAGAUGGGAAAAAAUAUUCAUUUCAUAUCAUGUAGGCUAGUAUGUUGUGUAGCUUCUGCUCAAAACUUUUUUUUCUAGUCUCAAAACAGUGUCCAUUUUGGUGCAAUCAAUGUUAUAUACAUGAUUGAUUUUUUGCUGC